AUGGUCCUGGGAGCCGUACUGUCUAUGCUCCGCUAUGUAGCGGGAAGUGAAGACAGAGAUUUUGUGGAUAGACUGCACUCCUACUUCACUUGCAACAUUUUGAUUGGAUUGGCCGUUUUAGUUAGUUUUAAGCAAUUCGGAGGGAAACCGAUAGAAUGUCUGGUGCCUGAUAUGUUUAGCAGUUCUUGGGAACAAUAUGCCGAAAAUUACUGCUGGGCACAAGAUACAUACUAUGUGCCAAUGGGUGAAGCUGUCGCAGGACUAGCCGAUGCUGAACGACGUCAGCGAAGAAUUAGUUACUAUCAGUGGGUGCCAUUUUUCUUGCUUCUGGAGGCUGCAUGCUUCCGACUUCCAAGCCUUUUGUGGCAGUAUCUGGCUGGUCAUUCCGGGAUUAAGAUCCACGAGGUUGUGAAACUGUCUUCAGAUCCAAACAACAUCAAGCCAGAAAUUAAAAGAGCAAAUAUAAAAUCACUGACGACACAUCUGCAGGGUGCUCUUCGAUUCCAUCGGCGGUUACAGAAGAAACAAAUUCGUCCGCAUCGCUUUCUCUGGAUGUUUAAUUUGCCUUAUUCUGCAUUCUUCGUUACAUCAAUGUAUUUGUGUACAAAAUUCUUCUAUCUAUCCAAUGUGUGCCUUCAGCUACUGCUUAUGAACAAGUUUCUGGAAACGGACAAAUACGCUUGGUAUGGGCUCGGAGCAAUGGUUGACCUCAUAAAUGGCACUACGUGGGAGGUGUCUGGUGUUUUCCCUCGUGUUUCCCUUUGUGAUUUCGACGUACGUGUUAUGGGGAACGUGCAGGAGCAUACCGUACAAUGCGUUUUGGUCAUCAACAUAUUCAAUGAGAAGAUCUUUAUCUUCCUGUGGUUUUGGUACUUGAUGUUGGUUGUUUUCACAUUGGGAUCAUUUCUUUAUUGGUUAUUUGUCGCUGUCAUACCGUAUCCAAACCGGAGAUUCAUCAAGAGGCACUUGGAAAUCAGCGAAAUGCCGUUUGAUCCCAUUGAAAGCGAUAAAGAUGUCAGACGGUUCAUUGAUUCUUAUCUGAAGAGUGACGGCGUCUUUGUGAUUAGAAUGCUUACACUUCAAGCGGGGGUGAUUUUUGGUACAGAUCUUGUCUUAGCUCUGUGGAAGUCCUUUUUCGGCAUUGAGGAACAGCUGAAGAGGAGUAAUUCCAUGCCGGAUGUUCAAAAAUGUAGUGAAGAUGAACCACAUUUUUGGCCCCCACCUCCAGAUGCGUUCCUCGACAAUGAAAAAAUCCGAAUGCGGAAGGCUUUGGGACAGAAUAUUGACAACUCCGAAAUUACUCAAGAUUUCCUACAGAAACUCAUCACGCCAUAUCCGGAGAGACCGGCUCCGCGCUACGUUGCCGCCGUUUCUGUCCCAGUCGUUGAGGACGAGACGAAGGAAGCACUUAUCAGAAGCUUGGAAUCGAGUCCAGUGAAAGGAAAAACUGUGCCAUCGGCCCCGUCCAGUAACGUGGUUAACAGGAGAGCUCAUUAG
Messenger RNA from Necator americanus (New World hookworm), 1497 nucleotides. RefSeq lists its product as uncharacterized. Gene Ontology annotation, cellular component: gap junction; plasma membrane. NCBI's taxonomy places the organism in Eukaryota, Metazoa, Nematoda, Chromadorea, Rhabditida, Ancylostomatidae. Bases 1 to 1497 code for a protein of 498 amino acids. The transcript is spliced from 14 exons. Gene Ontology annotation, molecular function: gap junction channel activity. The record is from RefSeq and is a predicted model, not a curated record.